UCCAAGAUGGCGAACAGAACAGUGACAGAUGCGAAGUCUGUAAAAGGAACAAACCCGCAAUAUUUGGUUGAAAAGAUUGUCAGAACUCGAAUAUAUGAAUCGAAAUAUUGGAAAGAACAAUGUUUUGCUUUGAGUGGUAAGUCAUCAUAUGGAGAUCCAAGUAGAUUUUAUUUUAUAUAAAUAAUAUAAUAAAUAUAUAUUUGAGAGUAGCCCUGGGCCAUUCCAUUUAAUAUACACACCCCCCCCCUAUGGAUGAGGUUUUCUGAGGGGUUGUCUGAAUUUUGACAAAAUUCUUAAGGGUUGCCUGUAAAUUAUUAAAAUUUCUUAAGGGUCAUCUCUAAUUUACUAAAAUUUCUUGACGUUUAUAACGUUAAGGUUUGUCCACCAGGACGACGAAUUUCUGGGGAAUCGUGCACAUCUAAACAAUCAAACGUAUUAUUAAAAAAAUACCAGAUAUUAAACGUGUCAAAAACACAAAUAGAUGGCUUUAUUCUAUAUUCGCCAGAGGUUGGGUUUAUAAUUAUUGUAGAAACCCUCUAAAAUUGUGAGGGGUUGGCUCUCAAAAGCUUUGUUUCUGAGGGGUUAAUAUUUUGUAUGUAAAUUUCUUAGGGGUCGCUUUUCAUAAAUGGCAAUUUCUGAGGGGUCAGAAAAAUAGCAACCUCAUCCAUAGGAAUUUCUGAUGAGUAUGACCGUUUGGAAAAAAAAUUCGGACGGUUGUCUAUGAAAAUCCCAUUUCUUAAGGGUAGGCGUGUCGAACCGCAGUUGAUUUCUGAGGGGUCUCAAAACUAUCAGACCUCAUCCAUAGGGGGGUGUGUAUAUUAAAUGGAAUGGCCCCCUGUCUGCUGAGCAGACUAACCAUACUUUUGUAGCUACUGUACAGUGUAUAGUUUGCUGGCUUACAGUAGUAGCUUAUAGAGUCUAUAGAUUUGGGAGUUCCAUUUGAGAGGCUUGGAUACCUAUGGUAAAAGUGUAAACAUUUAUAAAUUCAUUGAUUGCAAACUGUAGUUGGCCAGUGGUAAAAAAAAAUGCUGUGGUUAUUCAUCUGACACUGGAUCCCAAUGUUUGACUACUUUUUGCUGACAUAAUAUUACCAUAUGUGUACAUAAACAUCCUUGCUGUUUUACACAAUAAAUUUUAUUACCUGAAUCCACAACUAAGGGACCGUUGACAAAUAGAUUUCGUCCCGCAUUGUGGACUUGGGCCGCGAUGGGGGGAGGGGGGUAGAUUAGAAUCUGCGAUUACAAAAUAUUUGGGAUGAAAAUGACUUUAGAAAUAUAAUACGAAGAUCAGAAGAAAAUGUAGUACAUUUUAAAUAAUAUACUCACAAAAAGUUCGGAGGCAAAAAGCGGACACAGCUCAACAACAAUACUUCGUUUGAUAUAUUUUACAUUUCGAAGUACAUAACCUAUGCCCGAACCCAUUACGUUUAAUUCCGAUUUGAUGUGUUGCCGCUGGAAUAAUUGAUCACGGCCGAAUAUUUUGUGUUGACUUUUCUGACUAUAAAGUUCGCAGUUCGACACAACCUUUCUUUCGUUCAAUCGUAAAUAUUGCAUUUGUGGACAACAAAUCGGGUAUUUAUUUAAAUUUUAUGUUGCUUACAACUGCUAAACAAUACGGAAACUAGUUUUUAUUUAUUAGAAGCUGAUUGUAAUGUUAAAAGUCAGCAUUACAUACUGUAUUCUUGCCUAUAGUAGACCGCUCACAGUCAUAUUUCGGAUAAAAUUUUGGACCAUAAUUUCGAUUCUCUUUGAGGUUUUUACUUGUCCGCGAUGAGGUAGGGGGGGGGGAGGGGGUUCAAACAAUCGCGGCCCAAGUCGACGGCCCCUAACCCAGGCCCCAACAAAAAUUUGCGCUGCCAGACCAGGGGCCGGUUGUACGAAGGCCGGAUAGCGCUAUCCACCGGAUAGUGAUUUUUCAAGCUUUGUUUUAAAUCAGUCGUUGAUUGGUGUAACUCAUAUUAAAGUUUAGUAUUUAUAAGUUAAAUGUUUUUCAUACUUCUUAUGUCGUCUAUAUCCGUAGUUUCACAGUUUUUCAAGCAUUUUUUCAAAGGUUGAAAAAAUCACAAUCCGGUGGAUAGCGCUAUCCGGCCUUUGUAGAACCGACCCCAGAGCCAUAAUUUUUGCACAGUCAGAUGUUAAUAUACACUUAAUGUCUGCUCCCGAGGGAAUCUCAAUGUUUCCCGAGAAUCUCAAUGUUUCCCAAGAUGAAGUCGAGGGAAACAUUAAGAUUUGAGGGAAAACAAAACUAACUAUUUCCCGAGGGAACAGGCAUUAAGUGUUUUGUUAUAUAGCGAUGAACAAAAAUCAACUUCAACAACAUUCAUACAACAAUUGUAUUUCGGUAACACAGGUAAUAUAACUGUAACACAGGUAAUAUACUGGACAAAGACGUCAAGACAGAGUUUAUAUAAGUACUAUUUAAUAUUGAAAUAUUUGCUCACUUUCGAUUGUAUAAUUAAAUUAACUAUUUAUUUGAAGAUAAACAUAACUUUAAUAAUAUGAAUUGAUUUUCUAAAAACAUGUCCGCUUUCAUAUCAUCUGUUCAACAAUAUACUACAUUGAUCUCCUUCGACUGAACGCGUUCACGAACGAAAUGAUGGCAAAUGUCAAUAUGUUUUGUUCUAUUAUGAUAUUUGGCAUUCUUCGCCAAUUCUAUUGUUCCUUGGUUGUCUUCGAAGAUUGUUAUCGGUUUUCUGAUUUUAAAUCCAACGUCAUAUAACAGUCUUUGUAACCAUAUUGCUUCUUGCGCGGCUAAACUUAAGGCAAUAUAUUCUGCUUCUGUUGAACUCUUCGCGACUGUCCUCUGCCUUUUGCUCGACCAACUAACUGUGCUAUUAGCAACUUGAAAUACAUAACCUGAUGUUGAUCUACCAGACUAGUAUUAAUAUCUCCUGCCCAGUCAGAGUCUGAAUAACCGACUAGUGUAGGGUUUUCAUCUGCUGAGUAUUUCAGGCCAUAAUCUAAAGUUCCUUUAAGAUAUCCUAAUACACGUUUCACUCCGAUCCAAUGAUCUUUGCUAGGUUUUGCCAUAAAUUGUGAAAGUGCUCCCACUGCAGCUGAGAUAUCUGGUCUUGAAAUCACUGAAAGAUAGGUUAGGCAUCCCAUCGCUUGCUGGUAUGUUUGUGUGUCAACUUUUUCAUCGUCAUUUGACAACUCUGAAAACUUUGUCGCAGGUUCCAGUGGUGUUGAAACCGGUUUACAUGAUUCUAUUCCGAAUUUGCUUAGGACUCGUUCCACGUAAUUACGCUGACUGAUUGUAGUAACUCUGGCUUCUCGAUCUCGUUUAAUCAGCAUUCUCAAUAGGUAAUGAACUUCACCUCUGUCAUCCAUCUUAAAUCUUUCGCUGAGCGCUUUCUUCUCUGAAUUCAGCAUUUGGAUAUCGUUGGAAACUGGAAUUAUAUCGUCCACGUAAACUCUGAGUAUCACAAAACUUAUUCGACCACCGUCCUUUUUAACCGAUUUAACAUAAAUGCAACCAUCUGCACACUUUUUCUGUAUCCUCUCGACUUUAAGUAUCCAUCGAGCGUGUCAUUCCAACAGCGUGCAGACUGUUUGAGACCGUAGAUACUUUUCUGCAGCUUACAAAGAUAAUCUGGUUUGCCUGGAUCAACAAAACCUUCCGGUUGUUCCAUAUAAAUGUCGCAAUCAAUGUCGCCAUUUAAAAAAGCAGUUCGAACAUCCAUUUGGUGGACUUCGAGAUCAUAUUCGUUGGCUAAUGCCAGUAAUGUACGUAAAGAUGUAUGUCUGGCCACGGGGGAAAAUACUUCGUCAUAAUCAGCUCCUUUUGUUUGGGAGUUUCCUUGAGCUACAACUCUCGCUUUGAAACGAUCAAUUGAUCCAUCUUCUUUCCGCUUUAGCACCCACCGCGAUACGACUACGUUUUGAUGAUCACAGGGAGGAACCAAUUCCCAUGUAUCAUUUUCUAGUAAUGAAGAAUAUUCUGAGAUCAUCGCGUCUUUCCAUUCCUUCGCAUACUUCCCAUUCAGCGCUCUUUGGACACUUUCUGGAUCAUCAACUUAGAUAGAUAGAUAGAUAGAAAAACUUUAUUUAAACACGCUGACCCCGUCAACCGAAGCUGAUUUCCACGGGGGGCGUGUGCAAACUAUACAGAUACACUAAAAAGCUAUUUACAAAAUUAUAUAAGAUAUAUAGUAUUAAAUAAGUUAAAGUAAUUUAGAUAUAUUUACAAAUCAUUAAUCAAUCAGUCAAUGUGAGUAACGAUUUUUUUCCGAAAGGCAGAAAGGGAUUUGCUCUCUCUAAUUUCUUUUGGAAUUGAAUUCCAUAGGUGUGCUCCGUAAUACAUGAAACUUUUUUUCAUAUUAUUAGUACGCGGUUGUGGUAGACAAAGACCACUUGAAAUAUCUCGGAGGUGAUACUUUGUUUUCUCACCUUUAUAUGUGAAAAGAUUAGAGAGUGACUUGGGACCCAUUUUAUUUAAUAAUUUGUACAUUAUUUUUGCUUUCCCUUUCUUUCUUUCUGUUUUAAGUGUCUUCCAACCCAAUGCUUGCAGAGCAACAGAAUGAUCUGUGUCAUUGCUCAUAUUCAUAAUGAUUCGAGCAGCUCUAUUUUGGAGUUUUUGGAGUCUUUUUGAUUGUGUCUCACCAAACACAUCCCAUACUUCACAGCUUCACUUCAGAUGUUAAAGACUCAACUACUGGACAUGCAUUGUCUCUCGGAAUCACACUUACUCGGAAUCAUACGCUGUCUUACGGGACCUAAAUUUUUCACGUUUUCCAUAAACCGCUCUUCGUAUGUUUUCGAAGUAGAUGGGGUUUCACUUUCUCCCACUGGUUCGUCGUUCUCUGGAUUAACGGGCUGCUCCAUGGUUUCAUUCAAGUUAAUGUUUGUUCCAACAACAGGAUCAACUCUGAACUCAUCCUGAUCUUCGUUGAAGGUUUGAUCAAGUUCAUCAUCAACUCUAUCUAGAUCAAAUAACUCAACAGUUUGUUUUUCAUCAUCCGGAACUUCAAUUCUCUCUUGCUGCUCGAACACAAAGUCAUUCUUUGGGUUCUCAAAAUUAUGAAAUUUCUUCUCUAAGAAUUGAACAUCUCGACUUAUCAUCAACUUUCUUCUUUUAACAUCAUAAACUUUGUAUCCUUUUGUGCCAGUAGGAUAGCCAACAAAUAUAGCUUCAUAAGACUUUUGGUCUAAUUUUCUACGAUUAGUGUCCGGGAUAUGAACAUAGCACAUACAUCCAAAGACUUUAAGAUUAGAAACAUCUGGUUUUUCACCGAAAAGGCAUUCAUGAGGGGUUUUGUCCUUUAAUGCAACUGUAGGACUUCGGUUAUGUAGGUACACGGCUGUAUUGCACGCUUCAGCCCAGAAGACUAGGGGCAAAUUUGCAUGAUAUAUCAUGGAUCUUGCAGAUUCUAAAAUCGUACGGUUUAAUCUUUCUGCCACACUGUUUUGUUCAGGGGUGUAAGAACAAGUGAAUUGUUGGACAAUGCUAUUCUCUGUACAGAAUUUGGAGAAACUGUUCGAUUUGUACUCACCGCCGUUGUCGCUGCGCAGAAUCUUCACUUAUUAUGAUUUCCAUCUUGAUUUUCAACAUAAUUCACAAACUCCUUGAACUUAGUAAGUGCUUCAUCUUUCUUCUUAAUAAAGUAAGCAACAGCAUAUCUGUCAUAGUCAUCAGUAAAUGUGACCAAAUAACGGCUACCGCCAAUCGACUCAACUUGCAUUGGUCCACAUAUGUCAGUAUGUAUGAUUUCAUAAGGUCUGCUUGCCCUAUGUAGACUUGCUUUUGGAAAGGGAUUCUUAUGCAUCUUUCCCAUUGAACAUCCUUUGCAAUCUUUCUCCACUUGUUUACUUUCAUCAUACAUCAUUCCGGUGACCAUAUCAUUCUUCAUCAGUUGAUUAACAUAUCCAUUGUUUAGAUGACCAAAUCUCUGGUGCCAUAUAUCCAAGGGUUCAGUUGUAGGAUGGGCAAAUUCAACUGGAUUAACAGUAUACAGCAUACCAUCUACCAAUUUACCAAUCACGUAUUCUUUUUCUUCUUUGGAAACAACACAUUUUUCGUCAUCGAAUGACACUUUAGUUCCCAUUGAAGCCAUUGCAGGCACAGACAAUAGGUUUUUUGCUAACAUCGGCACAUACAAUACUUUGUGUAACUCCAAAUAGAAUGUAUUGUCAUUUUGAGUAUAUAACUUAACUAUUCCUUCACCCAGGGCUUUGAUACAGGUAUUGUCACCCAAAUAAAUAUUCACCGGUGUUUGGUAUUGAGUGUAGUUGAUGAUAUUAAGGUCCUGAAUCCACAUACUAUUCAUUUGAAUUUCCUGUGCUUGAAAUCAGUGCUACUCCACCACCUUCCGCAAGCUUCGAAUGUUCCCCUUUGUUUCCACCUUUUCUAUUGUUGAGUGGACAGUUCCUGGCGAUGUGUCCAGCUUUGUUACACUUAAAGCAUAAAAUAUUUCUUGCUCUUCCGUCAUCACGUUGUGUGCUACUGGUGUCAAUGCAUCCCCACCUUUAUUGGUGUUCCAUGAUGGCUUAUAGUCUACAAGUGUCCAAUUUCUAGAAUGUUCACCAUGUCUUCUUCGAUCAUAAUUUCUUCCUCUGCUCAUGUAUGACUUCCUGUUUGUAAGCAAUGCAUUGUCACUCUUGUUACUCUCAAAUUUUUCCUUUGUCUUCAAAUACUCUUCUAUUAACAAUCCCUUUAUAUUGUCCCAUUCCAACUCUUCAGCUUUCCUCGCAUUCAAACUUGUGAGGAGAUUAUCAUAUGAUUCGGGUAAACUGCCUAGCACCACAGUAGCGAAUUUCUUUGAUGAUAUAUCUUCUUCCAUUUCACGCAGUUGUUCUGCCAAUGAUGUCAUAUAGGUCAUGCAGGUGUUUCAUAAGAUCUCCACCUUCUUCCAUGGUGGCUGCAUAGAAUUUACGAUUCAAACGCACGACUUGGGUAACAGAUACAAACUCAAAUUGUUUUUGCAAGUUCGUCCAUGCUGCUAAAGGAUCUGUCGUACUCGAAAUGUGUAUUUGCAAGUGUUUCUCGACGUUUAAGGCAAUCAAAGAAUAGGCUUUAUCUGAUCGCAAAUGGAAAGCAUUCUUUGCAGCAUUUGUCGCAUUUUCGUCAGGAGAAAUUUCUUUGCCUUCUUGUGUAAAGCCCCAAAGGCCACGUUCCAUAAGAACUAGCUUGACAUUGUAUUUCCAAGACUGAUAAUUCUUGCCAUUUAGCUUAUCGAUCUUCGUAAUUUCCGCCAUAUUAGACUCGAAGUAUUUUCACCAAAAUUUCCGCCAAACAGGACAAAUAAACACGUUUUAAUUCAAUUCCACACGUCCUGGGCCCAUAACCUAUUGAAAUAUUCGCUCACUUUCGAUUGUAUAACUAUUUAUUUGAAGAUAAACAUAACUUUAAUAGACUUAAUGAAUUGAUUUUCUAAAACAUGUCCGACCGAAUGUACACAUCAGAGAAGAGAAUCUCAUUAAUCUUUAACCAAUCAUAUUUAGCGUUAUAGAAUUUGGCGGGAACUUAUUAUUCUUAACAUUUAAAGCACGCGUAGGAGUGUUGUCGAAUAUCGGAUAUCGAAUAGGCUGUUGCGGUAUUGGGAAAUUUUGAUAUACCGAUAUCGAAAAAAAAAUAUAAAAAAUUAACUCAUUAAGCCGCAAUGCGUCUGUAUGCGCCCUGAGAUUGAUAUUGACUAUAUCAAAAAUAUGCAAAUUGGGUCAUUGCAGAAAAUAUCCAUCUCCCACGGAGGAAAUUGGAAGUUAACCCCCUACCCCCUUCGGAUGUCCUUAAAUGUACUAUUAUCAGAAACAAUUUUUCUCUCCUCCCGCUCCGGAGAGUGUGGAACUUUUCUUAGCCUGAAAACAGACCUACGUUUCACUCGUCCUAAAAUUCGCUGGUCGACGAAGGGCGAAAUGUAGGUCUGAUGAAAAUGUUGUCAAAACGCUGUGGAAUCCGACCGCCUGGUGGUCGGGAUAGCUGAUUGGCUAAUUCACAGGGAAAUAGGUUGUGAUUGGUUGGUCGCUAACAUGAAAAGAUUUGAAAAGAUCAGAAUAUAUUUCAACGGUAAAUCAACUCAUAUAAUAUGCAUACAGUGUGAUAUUCUAAAUAUUUUGUGAUAUCUAACAACAACUAGUCUAUCGGUGUCUACCGUCUAAAAUUAAAACUGGAGGGAAGUAGAGCAGUACAUGUUAAAUACUUCACCGUUUUUACACAAUCUAAGUUGUCUACGUUUUGUGAUUAAUCAUAAUCAUAAUAAAACUGAUACAAAUAUGUGUGCAUUCAUGAUUUAAAUUUUGAUAACAUAGCACAUACAAAAUAUUUUAUUUAGAUUUUCCAUUGUAUGGCGAUUUCAAAAUGUAUAAAUUGUAAUAGUUGCGAUGCAAUUCAACAAUAGGACAUGGCCAUAAUGCCAAAUUUGUGUAUACAGAUUUUAUCGCAUUUAUAAAAUGUGUUGAAAAUGUUGUAUUAUUACUAGCUGGACAGGCUGUGGUUACCAAUACUUUAAAUAUUUAUUCAAAUAUCUGUACUUAUCGACUCUUACUUUGUUUACAAACUUUCAAUAAAGUGAAUCGACAACUUUCAUUGUAUUUUUAGGUGUUACAUGUAAAUAUGUCAAUCAUCAUCAUUAAUAAUUGGAAAAUGCAAAGUGGGCGGAAGGCACUUUUGACAACAUUUUCAGCCUCGUACCCAGGCGCAAAUAACGUACUAAAAAUAGCAACACUACAGUGUGUUUAUAUAGAUCAGUGGCUAAGAUCCCGUCGUGUCCUGACCUAGCACCCCUGCGCGCUCGCUCAUCUUAGCCACUGAUCUAUAUAAAAACACUGUAGUGUUGCUAUUUUUAGUACGUUAUUUGCGCCUGGGUACGAGGCUGCAACAUUUUUAUCAGACCCACGUUUUGCCCUUCGUCGACCCGCAAAUUUUAGGACGGGCGAAACGUAGGUCUGUUUUCAGGCUAAUCUUUUCUGGAACAACCCAUUUAAUAGCAAAAUUACGAAAUAUAGUUUAGUCAAUAUACCACAUCACAAACAGCAAAGUAAAUGUAUACCGCAUAAAAAAAGCAAGAAAAAACAAGGUUGCAUGAAACUAAUUAAUUGAAUAUCAAAAGCUUUAUUUAUUACAAUAUGGUCAUUUUAUGAAUGUUAAUUAAAAAGAUUUAUUCACUGUUUUAUACACUGAUUCAAAUAAGUGAACAUUCCAUCUUUAUGAGUCAUGACACAGCUAUUGUUUUCAAGGGUUCAACUGCCGCUUGUGUCCAGUUGUGAUCUUUUGUGAUAAACACUUGCCUGCACACAUGUUUCCUAGAUUGUACCGGAAAAUAAUUUCGAUAAAACCUUUGAUAUUUUUUCGAUAUUUUUGGUAUUCGAAAAAUCGAAUAUCGAUAUUUUCGAAAUUUAGAUAUUUUUAGAGAUAAUCUAAUUGGUGCAACAGUUUGUGAAAAAAAUACUGUGACUUGCCAAUAAUUAUAAAGGGUGCGGAUCGUGGGAACAGGGCCGGAUUAACGUUCCGCGGUGGCCAUGGCAUAUUAUGAGCGUGGGUCCCUUAACCCCCCAACCGCCCAACAGCAUUGAAUUCAGUAUUAUUUUAAUAUUAUAGCAGAUUUUGGUUUCAUUUCCUUGAACCUCGGUCAUGUGCACUUUAACUAAAAAUAAUUUUUAAUUUUUGCAGCUGAACUAUUGGUUGACAAAGCGAUGGGUCUGGAAUACAUAGGAGGAACAUUUGGUGGAAAUAUUAAACCCACACCAUUUCUCUGUCUUGUUUUGAAAAUGUUGCAAAUACAACCAGAAAAAGAAAUUGUUGUGGAAUUUAUUAAAAAUGAUGACUAUAAGUAAGAGAAUAAAUAUUUUGAGAUUUAAUUAACCCAUUGAGCUCCAGUGCACACCAAAUGUGCCACAAUGCACCUUAAUUGCUGUACCUUCUGCACUUGAUUAUUUUGCUUUGUUAUGUUAUGUUAUUUUAUCAAUCAAAGAAUUAAACAAUUUAUAAAGCUUUUGUUGAUAGGAAUGCAACUACUGUACUGUACCUGAGAAUAUAUAAGGAGAAUUUCGACGUUUCGAACAAAGGCCCUUUGCCUGGAGUUACGGUUUGAAUAACUCCAGAGGAAGGGCCUGCACUCAAAACGUUGAAAUUCUUAUAUAUUUUCAGGUGCCAGGUACAGUAGUUUCAUCCUCACCAACGAAAGCUUGUUCAGUCUAUUGGCACUACCAACACUGGCAAAGACAGUUCAAGAGUAACUAUUAUUGUUCUGAUGGCACAGGAACUCACAAAUGAGAAAAACACUGUUGACCUGGCCUUGAUAAUUACUGAUAUUAAUAAAAAAAACCAUUUUCCAGCAUCCCUAACUAAAAGUGUAAUUUGAUUUUAGAUAUGUUCGUGCUUUAGGUGCAAUAUACAUGAGACUUGUGGGAACCUCACUUGAUGUCUACAACUAUCUUGAACCUUUGUUAAAUGAUUACAGAAAACUUAAAGUGCAAAAUAAAAUGGAAGGUAAGCCAGGAUACAAUAAGACUUGCCAUUAAUACAAUAAACUUGUAUCUUCUACACUCAAAUUUGCCUCAAGGCAAGCGCUUGUGGAACAAUAGGACGCAACAGGUGCAUGCUCUAAUGCCUUCCCAUCAAUCAACUAUGAUACAUACUGUACAGAGUCGCUGCUUGAGACGACAGUAUCCCAGAACAGAUGCCAGUCCAGAAGGGACAUGCCUAUGUGUUUUGGCUUGGGAAAAACGUCCGAAAUUUUUUACGUGCUAUGACACCAUCCUGGAGUGCACACGGCACUUUGUACCUUUCCGUGUGCACUCCAAGAUGGCGUCAUAUGAUGGCGUAUUUUCAUGUCAGCACUUAAAAAUUUCAGACGAAAUAUCGUCUAAGUGACACUUCUGGUCUGGUAUCUAUUCUGUGAUACUGUCGUCUCAAGCAAUGACUCUGCACAAUACUGUAAAUAUUCAAUGGAUACAUAUCUUGUGAUAUUUUGUAUUUAGAACAUUUAUAAUAUAUGACUUCUAGUCACUUAAGCAAGUGCAUUUCUGAUGCCCCUGAUAAGCAUCCAUUAACACAAGACAGGGGUGUACUUAUAGGGGGGUGUACAGGGGUGUGCACCCCUGUUGGCCUUGGUCAACAGGGGUGCAAGGGGGGUUGCACAAAAAUCAAAUUCAGAAAUGGCAUAAUGGUUUUAACUUUUUUGAAGUCAAACUGAAGCUCAUAACUCCAUGCCCAUAUCGCAGGAAAUGGCAUUACUAGGUUUCUAAUUUUCAAAAUUUUGCAGGGGGGGGCAUAAUACCCCUGACUCGAGUCAUUAGGAAGCCAGUUCAUUUGAAUGCUCUCCCACCACCCCCUAAAGAAUUAUAAAGAAACACUCGGCUGCUCACCCAGCACCCUCCUAGAAAAACCUUGCUGGAUCCACCCCUGACACAAGAUGUCAUACAGUUCAGCUCAAACAAACUUUCAUUGAGUUUUUAUUUGAGAGUAAUAAAGGGCACGCAUGAAAAAAAAAACAGGAAAGAUGUAGGCAUUAAAUGGCAAGCAUUUAUUUUUCCAUUCAUUGCAUUAACCUUUCCUUACCGUACAUUGUUAGUUAUACAUUUAGUUGUACUCUACUGGAUGUAUUUUGAAACUCGUUUGCAGUGUUUGAGCUGACACAUAUUGAUGAAUUUAUUGAUGAAUUAUUACGAGAAGACAGAGUGUGUGAUGUCAUUUUACCAAGGAUACAGGUAUUUAUUAUAUAGUAGAGAGUGAGAUACUGAAAAAUACACAGUGAGAUAUUUUCCAUAUCUUCACUAGUGAAGAUAUCGAUCACGUGACUUUUAGUAUUUAUACAAUUUUUUGCUUGGGACUAUAUAAAUAGAGAAUAAUACAUGGGUGCGCGGAAAUACC
This is a messenger RNA of Paramuricea clavata, 11805 nucleotides long. Lineage: Eukaryota; Metazoa; Cnidaria; Anthozoa; Malacalcyonacea; Plexauridae. The record is from the annotation of a GenBank genome assembly.